This is a messenger RNA of Anastrepha obliqua, 1215 nucleotides long. RefSeq lists its product as uncharacterized. The record is from RefSeq and is a predicted model, not a curated record. The transcript is spliced from 3 exons. The coding region runs from base 82 to 1215 and encodes 377 amino acids. Lineage: Eukaryota; Metazoa; Arthropoda; Insecta; Diptera; Tephritidae.
GAAAUUGGUUUAAAGUACAAAUUAUUCAAGAUAGUGAGCAAUCAAAGAGUACACUUUCACGCAUUGAAAGGACUUAGAAAAAUGUGUCGCUUAGAUUUUCCGAAGAGUGUCCCAUUAGUGCUGCUGCUAACUGCAUUUGCGCUCUGCUUACACGGCCAAGCGGAUGCCGCUAAAAUAACAACAACAAAGGCAGCCAACAUAAGCAUGAAUCACACAAAUUCGAGUAUUGCGGAACCAAUCAGUGCUACUGAAAAGCCAACAGUGCCAUCAACAGUUGUUGUAUUGCCAGCUGGUGCAAUAGCUGAGGCAAAGUCGGCCCAUGAAAUUGACACAGAAGUCGAUAGCAGUGACAAUGUAGAUAAUAAGGAUGCAACAGCUACAAAGGACACGGAGGAUGAUGACGAUGAUGAUGAUGACGAUGACGAUGAUGAUGACAAUGACGAUGAUGCAGAUGAGCAGGUGGAUGCUUCUAAGCCUUCGAAAAGUGCAACAGCGUUAACGCCAGCUGAGAAAGAUGACGACACAACCUCAACGUUCAGCGUUUGGGGAAUGGUGCGAAAUGUAUGGAAUUGGAUAAAAGACGAUUUGAGUGAAAGCCUCUUUGGUGAUGAGAAUGCUGAGGCAGCAGCUGCGACAAAAGCAUUGGUACGGCAAGUGCGCGAUGUCUCCGAUGCAGCAAAGGCGGCAGUAGAGAGUCGUACUUUUGGAAAAAUUCGGCGCCUACAAAUGGCUCUUAUUCCAUUAAUUUUCAAAUUUGGUGUACUCACCGCCAUGGUUGCUUUCCUCAUAAUGCUCGGCAUGAAAACACUAUUUCUGGUCAAAUUGCUUGUACUGAUGAAUGCUGCUGCCAUACUUGCGAAAUUCAUCACGUUGAAAUCAAACUUUGUAAGUCAUGAACACUCCGCACCCACAUGGAACUAUCAGUCUUGGACGCCACAUGCAUCAGGUGGGUGGGCUGCCUCAGCGCCAGCGGCUACAUAUUCACAUGCGCAGGAACAUCAGCCAACAAAAGAAAUACACUUGCACAUACAUGGUGGACAAGUACAGGGUUAUGGUGCUGGUGGGCAAGGUAGUGUGAGUGGUGGACAUGGCUGGGAGAGUCGCAGUGAUCCUUAUGGUACAUAUGCACCUACGCACGAGAGUGAAGCAGAUAACGAACUUAACAAUAGGGGUCCCAUGUUACCAUCCAGAUAUCCCACAAAUCAGCUCUACUAG